AGUCUCGUGCGCUCCGGGGCUAGUGCCGCCGCACGUGCGUGGUCUCUGCGGUUGGUGCCGCCUCCGCUGCCGGGGCUCCGGGUGUGAGAGCCGGCGUCAUGGGGAAGCUGCGGCGGCGCCACAACGUCAAAGGGCGGCAGCAGCCGCCGCCGGGGCCCGAGCCUGAGCGGCCGGUCCAGGUGCAGCUGGAGCUGGACGACAGGGACUUGUGGAAAGGAGUGGAUGAGAGCAACGCACUUGUCCUGCCGGGACGGAAAGAGAAGAAGAAGAAGGCUGCACCCACUUCCAAGAAGGAGAAGAAGCCCCUGACCAAAAAGGAGAAGAAGCUCCUACAGAAAGUGUUGGAGCAAAAGAAAAAAAAGAGCCAGCGAGCCGAAUUACUGCAGAAACUGAGUGAAGUCCAGGCUUCUGAGGCAGAAAUGCGGCUUCUGUAUACCACCUCCAAACUGGGGACUGGCGAGCGAAUGUACUGCAGCAAAAGGAAGGCAGAAGAGACUGGACCUGGGGCUCUGGAGAAGAUUAGUAGCCUCAGUGGUGCUCACAGAAAAAGACGAAGGCCGCCGUUAGAAGAGGAGGCUGAGUCCUCCAGCGAGGCUGAGACAGGGAGCGAGGCCGAGGGCUCAGAAGCCCCGGCACCAACUGGAGUUGGUGCAGAGGCGGAGAUGCCGGCGGCCAUGAAGCCUGCCGAGCCCCUCACUGAAGACAAGAGCUCUCCCUCCGGCCGCCAACCGGCCCCCGCACUGGCACCUCCUCCCCCCGCCCGCCAAGCGCUGUCGGUAAAGCCGGCCAUCUUCGUCCCGGUGGACCGGUCUGCCGAGAUCCAGGAAGCCCGGCUCAAGCUCCCCAUUCUUUCAGAAGAGCAAGUGAUCAUGGAGGCUGUUGCUGAGAACCCCACUGUCAUCGUAUGUGGGGAGACAGGGAGUGGCAAGACUACUCAGGUGCCCCAGUUUCUGUAUGAAGCUGGCUAUAGCAGCGAUGGCCUCAUCGGGAUCACUGAGCCUCGCCGAGUGGCCGCCCUGGCCAUGUCCCAGCGGGUGGCCAAGGAGAUGAGCCUUUCCCAAAGGGUGGUUUCCUACCAAAUCCGAUACGAAGGCAGUGUGACAGAGGACACCCAAAUCAAGUUCAUGACAGACGGAGUCUUGCUCCGAGAGAUCCAGAAGGACUUCUUACUUUCCAAGUACAAAGUGGUCAUCAUCGAUGAGGCCCAUGAGAGAAGCGUCUACACGGACAUUCUGAUUGGCCUCUUGUCGAGGAUCGUGUCUCUUCGGGCAAAGAAGCAGCAGCCCCUGAAACUGCUCAUCAUGUCAGCCACACUCCGCGUGGAGGACUUCACCCAGAACUCCCGGCUCUUCUCAGUGCCUCCCCCUGUUGUAAAGGUGGACGCCAGGCAGUUCCCCGUGACCGUACACUUUAACAAGAGGACGCCGCUCCAUGACUAUAGUGGCGAGUGCUUCCGGAAAGUUUGUAAGAUCCACCGAAUGUUACCUCCAGGAGGUAUUUUGGUGUUCCUGACGGGACAGGCCGAGGUGCACUCGCUCUGCCGAAGACUCCGGAGGGCCUUCCCAUGCCUUAGAGGCAGUGCCAGAGGAACAGAAGUAAAGGUGGAUUCCGUAGAAGAGAUGAGAAAAUUCAAGAAGUCCCGAGGCAAGAAGGGCCCUGUGGCGCUGCCCAGAAUCGAUCUGGAUAAUUACUCAGUAUUGCCCGUGGAUGAAGGGGACGAGGACAGGGAGUCAGAGAUGGAUGAGGAAGAGGAAGCUGUGGGAUCCGAUCUCGACCUAGACCUGGGAGAUGGGGAAGCUGAAGAAGAUGAGAAGCCGGAUGCCUCCCUCCCCCUUCAUGUCCUCCCGCUGUAUUCACUGCUAGCUCCAGAGAAGCAAGCCCAGGUGUUCAGAUCUCCCCCGGAGGGAUGCAGACUGUGUGUGGUAGCCACCAAUGUGGCUGAGACGUCCCUGACCAUCCCUGGCAUCAAAUACGUUGUCGACUGCGGGAAAGUCAAGAAGAGGUUUUAUGACAAAGUGACCGGUGUGUCCUCUUUCCGGGUAACAUGGGUGUCACAGGCAUCGGCCGAUCAGCGAGCAGGGAGAGCCGGGAGGACGGAGCCAGGCCACUGCUACAGGCUCUACUCGUCGGCCGUUUUCAGUGAUUUUGAGAAGUUUUCUCCUCCUGAAAUCACCCGGCGGCCCGUCGAGGAUCUGGUCCUUCAGAUGAAAGCUUUGAACAUAGAAAAGGUUGUCAACUUCCCGUUUCCAUCCCCUCCCCCCAUGGAGGCCCUGGUCGCCGCAGAGGAGUUGUUGACAGCACUCGGGGCUUUGCAGGAGCCCCUGCAGACGGGACGGCUGAAACAGCUGCAGGGGGCAAAGCUGAGCUGCCCAAUCAGCCCCUUGGGGAGAACCAUGGCCACCUUUCCGGUGGCUCCUCGUUACGCCAAGAUGCUGGCCCUCAGCCAGCAGCACGAAUGCCUGCCCUACAUCAUCACCAUCGUGGCCGCCAUGACGAUCCGGGAGCUGUUUGAGGAGUUAGACGGACCGGCUGCCAGCGAGCAGGAGCAGGCCCAGCUGAAGGGGAAGAAGGCGCGUGUGUCCCAGAUGCAGAGACUGUGGGCUGGCCAGGGAGCCUCGCUGAAGCUGGGUGACAUGAUGGUGCUGCUCGGCGCAGUGGGGGCCUGCGAGUACUCGGGCUGCACGCCACGAUUCUGCGAAGCCAACGGUCUGCGGUACAAGGCCAUGUUGGAGGUGCGGCGGCUUCGGGGGCAGCUGACGACAGCAGUGACCUCCAUCAGUGAGCACGCUGCAGGCCUCUUUGUGGACCCCAAAAUGAAGCCCCCAAACGAAGACCAGGUGAAUUUUCUGCGGCAGAUGGUGCUGGCCGGCUUGGGCGAUCACGUCGCCAGGCGUAUCCAGAGCGAGGAGCUGCUUGAUGAAAAGUGGAAGAAUGGCUAUAAGACCCCUCUGCUCGAUGAUCCUGUCUUCAUCCACCCCAGCUCAGUCCUCUUCAAAGAGCUCCCCGAGUUUGUGGUCUAUCAGGAGAUUGUGGAAACCACCAAGAUGUACAUGAGAGGGGUCUCUGCAGUUGAAGCCACGUGGAUUCCGGUCCUGCUGCCUUCUUACUGCCACUUUGAAAAGCCCCUCGAGGACCCUCCCCCCUCCUACUGCUCCAAGACUGGCCGGGUCGUGUGUCACCGGGCCAGCACCUUCUAUCGCGUGGGCUGGCAGCUCCCUGCCGUGCAGGUGGACUACCCCGAGGGGCUCGAGCGCUACAAGUUCUUUGCCAAGUUUUUCCUGGAAGGAGAGGUCUUUAAAAAGCUCGCCCGGCACAGAAGCUGCUUGUUGUCGAGCCCGAGCACGAUGCUCAAGACUUGGGCCAAGCUCCAGCCCAGGACAGAGAGCCUCCUGAAAGCCCUGGUUUCAAAGAAGGCGGAUUGCCGAGAGGCUUUAAAAAAGGCCUGGAAGCAGGAGCCCAAGUAUUUGCUGUCUGAGUAUUGUGAGUGGCUCCCCCAGGCCAUACACAAUGAAGUCUCCACACUUUGGCCCCCCUGCAAACCCUGAGCCUCCCGAACCCUCGCCAGCUUCUGGCUUUUCCUGUGGCACCAGGCCUUUCACUGGGCCGGGGAGGCACCAGGCCUCUUUCUGAAGGACUCAGUGCCUGUUCCCCUGGUACAGAGUGUGAAUCGUCUUGGGUGGCCCUGGCGUGCUCCGAGGAAGCAGAUCUAAAUCUCUGAAGCCAGGCUCCAUCUCCUUCUGUCUGCAUGACACAGCCCACAGUAAUCCUGGAUUUUCUGGUCUGACUUUUUAGGAGUGUUAUUACAGCCUUGUGAGCUGGGCCCAUAGACUGUGUCACCUCCCAGUACCUUCUGGUUUUUCACCUCUCUUCUCACCUCCUGCCUUCCUGGGCUCCCUGUGGCUGCUCUCUUCCCUCUCCCAGGUGUCCUUCCCUCGUCUGCCACAGGGUCUUCCUACCCCCAGAUCUGUGCAGGUCACUUUCCUCCUCUGGAAGCACUUGGGGCCCCCAUUUUCUAUAGGAGGGAGACAGACUCCCCUUCUUUGCUAUUUAAGGCCUUCACAGUUGGGCUCGGCCCAGCCUAGCCUGUGUCUCCAGACUGGUGACAUGAUUUGGUCCAGGGCUCUUCCCAGCAGUCUGAUUUCUGCCUCCCCUCCUUGAUGACACCAACCACCCUGCCAUGCCCGGAAUGCUUUCCUCCUUUACCAGUCUUUGAGAGCCCCUCAAUCCUGUCGAGGUUGUGGUGCUACCACCUUCCAGAGACCUUUCCUAAUUACCUGGGUUUACUGCCACCAUAUCCUGUCCCCUGCCCCCACUUCUCUGUGGAUGUUGUAUGUAGUUUAGAUUUACUGGACCGUGAACAUCUUGUACCCCUCAGGUGGACUGUAAGCUUCUUGAGGGCAGGGACUAUCUCACUUUUAUACUUAGAUCUCCAGGACCUAGUGCAGUAUCUGUUAUGAACUAAAACUUUGUCCUUUUCUUGUUAAAUUAUUUUUUUUAUUUCUAACUUCAAAAUGAGCAUUUCUAUCUUCCCUUCCUAACUGCAUGGGACUGAGUAUUCCUCUCCUGUCCUCUCCCCUUUUCCACUCCCUUAGAUCUAAUCUCUUUGAGCACUAGGGGCACAUCUCACGCUUUAUUGGAUUCCCGAGUCCCUUGCGCAGACAGGCCCUCAAUAAACAUUUCUUUAGCUCGUCCUCCCCUCCCACAAUCACCAAAUUCCAGUCCUCACUCACUGGAGACAAGGGGGAACUGGUCUCCCCAUUUCCCUUGUACCUCACCCCUAAUUGUGAUGGCAGUAGGAAUGAACACCAAGAAGUAGGUUAUUCCUGAGAAAGCAAAUCCUUUUCUUAUGCUAGCUGAUGUAAAUAGACAUUUGGUUGAAAUAAAUAUAUUUAACUAAUA
Molecule: messenger RNA, 4899 nt
Organism: Phascolarctos cinereus (koala)
Lineage: Eukaryota; Metazoa; Chordata; Mammalia; Diprotodontia; Phascolarctidae
Gene: DHX37
Product: DEAH-box helicase 37
Biological process (GO): maturation of SSU-rRNA from tricistronic rRNA transcript (SSU-rRNA, 5.8S rRNA, LSU-rRNA)
Cellular component (GO): intracellular anatomical structure; nucleolus
Molecular function (GO): ATP binding; RNA binding; helicase activity
Source: RefSeq, a predicted model, not a curated record